AGUUAAAGAGGAAAAAGAGCAUACUAUUGAAUAGUGUUAGCCUCGUUAUUUAUUAGGAAGCACAAACACCAAUUGCCUUCACUCAUCAUAGACACAGUUUGUGAAACUACAUACCUUAGAAUAAUGUCUUGGUUCCUUGUAAUUCUGUUUCUCAGUCUCACAUAUGGUAGUGCUUCGGAGACUAGCCAUGACAAGAAGCAUCCUUCUGCUGUUGUGGUUGGCUCGGUCUAUUGUGACACUUGUUUUCAACAGGAUUUCUCCUCAAAAACUCAUUUCAUUUCAGGUGCCUCAGUAGCUGUGGAAUGCAAAGUUGGGAAUUCAAUAGUACCAAGUUUCAAGAAAGAAGUGAAGACAGAUGAGCAUGGAGAAUUCAAAGUGCAGCUACCUUUCAAAGUGAAGAAACAUGCGAAGAGAAUCAAGAGAUGCACUUUCAAAUUGAUAAGUAGCAGUGAGCCUCACUGUGCUGUGGCCUCAGUUGCUACCUCUUCUUCAAUGAGUCUCAAGACAAGAAAGCAAGGAGAACACACAUUCUCAGCAGGGUUGUUCUCAUUCAAGCCUAGAGAAAAACCAAACUUUUGUAACCAAAAACAAAGUGAUCCAAACUCCAAGGCACAUGUUCAUGAGAAAAAUGAACUUCCUAGAAAUACAUACCCUUUGACACCAUCAAAAGUUCAUACGAGAGUGUUGAAACUCAAUCCAACAAAAAGCUCAGACAAACCUCACCCAGAUAAGAAUUUAGGUGAAGACUUCUUUUUUCCUCCAAACCCAUUUUUUCCACCACCAUUGAUCCCUAACCCAUUUCAGCCUCCACCCCUCAUUCCAAACCCCUUUCAGCCACCUCCUCUAAUUCCCAACCCAUUUCAACCACCAAGCCCACCACCUCUGAUUCCAAACCCAUUCCAGCCUCCAAGCCCACCACCCCUUCUCCCAAACCCAUUCCAGCCUCCUCCAAGCCCACCACCUCUCUUCCCUAACCCAUUCCAGCCUCCCCCAGCAAGGCCACCAUCUUUGUUUCCUCCUUUCCCACCAAUUGUAAUACCUGGCUUAACUCCAUCACCACCACCACCUCCACCACCUGCACCAAUUUUCCCUGUCCCUUUCCCUCCACUAUUCCCACCUCUGUUCCCUCCACCUCACAGUCCUGGCACACCCCCUUCUUCAUCUUCUUCUAAGAACACUUCUCCUUGAUUGAACAGAUGAGGAAAGCUAGCCAUCAUAUAUCUCAUACUCACCUACUAGUACUUUUUUUAAUUAUUAGUUAAAAUUCAGUAAAAAUUACAAAUUUUAUAA
Cajanus cajan (pigeon pea) is the source of this 1290-nucleotide messenger RNA. RefSeq lists its product as uncharacterized. The record is from RefSeq and is a predicted model, not a curated record. NCBI's taxonomy places the organism in Eukaryota, Viridiplantae, Streptophyta, Magnoliopsida, Fabales, Fabaceae.